AGCUGGAAGAGCAGACGUCAAACUGGACAUACCUGGAGAACACAGUACAGCCCUACUCAGACACAGUGUUGAGUGCCCCAGGUUUGAAGUUGUGGGUGGAGAACCAGAGUCUAUGUGUCGAGCUUCAACAUCCUGCUCAGAACAUCUUCAAAUUAUACAACAUCACACUGCUGAAGAAUGUUCAGGAACACAACGCCACGUCCAGACCACACCUACUGCCUCUUGGCCUCAGCCAAUCACUACAGCCUACGCCGUCACAUGACUGCUCAGGGGUGUGUCAACCUGACGAGACACAGGCCAGAUACACAAGGUCAGCAGAGAUUGGUGGGCAUGGCUGUGGGCGUGUUCCUGCUUCUGGCUGUUCUGAUUGGUCUGAUCGCUGUGACACGCUAUGUCCUGAAGAGCACAGACCCCACCCCCACAGCUCUGGGUGUGUGUGUGCGUUCAGCAGGGUGCAUGGUGACUCCGGAACAGGUGGUGUGUCUCCCAGUGAUGUGUGGGACUGCCCCCUCUGGUUACCUGAGAGCUGUCAUGACUUUUCACCUUGACGACCACCUGGAGAGAGUGACCCUCCUUCCCUGUUCCCUUGACAACCACCUGGAGACAGAGACUCUCCUACCCUGUUCCCUUGACGACCACCUGGAGACAGAGACCCUCCUACCCUGUUCCCUUGACAACCACCUGGAGACAGAGACCCUCCUGCCCUGUUCCCUACAUACAGAUAUAGGAUCAGCUUCCCCUCUCACAGUCUUUACGUUAACCAUUAGUGGAGGAAAUACAAAAUGGACCCAAGAUCAGCGUCUGGGGGCAACUUCACCUCACACCCUAAUAUCCCUGUCUACCUCCCCCUCUCCCUUGUCUUCCUCGUCUCUCUCCCCCUCUCCCUCCUCCACUCUCUCCUCUGGCUAUGCUCUGGCCUGGGACAGUGUAUCCAACCAGAGCGACACAGAGACACACACAGACAGAAUUACUGACAGAACUACUGACAGAUGGGACAGGAGGUCCCAGCAGUCUCAGGAUAGACUAUCUGACUGUAAACUGUAUUCUCCCGAGUUAGAGGUCAGGGGUCAGGGGUCGUGCUUAGAUGUGCAUUCUCCCGGAGCUAGUCUAUGCUCCUUCAGUACAUAUGAACCUCGUCCUGACCCAACCCUAAACCUACCCGGACCUCUAACCCCUGACUCCUAACUAUGUAUGGGUAAGGAUGGCAGGGCUACUUGUAUUUCUGAUGCACAUAUUUGCCUGUUUAUUUUGAGUUGAUUCUUUUAUUCCUGCCUGUCUUUCCCACCAAGGACCAAUUGGUGUUGGGGCCCGAAUCUUACCUUUAUGAUUGACUAAUAAAGGCACACCCUGCACACACCCUGAACUUGUCCUUUGGAAUGAGCAUGGGAACCCCUGUCCUCGGUCUGACGUCACUACAGUUGUAAAUAAGUGUUGUUGCUGUCAUGUGUUUUUGUACUCUGUUGUCGGUUCUCUGUAUAAUGUUUUUAUUCAAAAUAAACCAAUCAGAUGUUCACUGUACAAUGCUUCAAUUAAAAAAUAAACCAAUCAGA
Messenger RNA from Oncorhynchus gorbuscha (pink salmon), 1550 nucleotides. RefSeq lists its product as uncharacterized. Bases 178 to 1185 code for a protein of 335 amino acids. The transcript is spliced from 5 exons. Lineage: Eukaryota; Metazoa; Chordata; Actinopteri; Salmoniformes; Salmonidae. The record is from RefSeq and is a predicted model, not a curated record.